Molecule: messenger RNA, 1788 nt
Organism: Juglans regia (Persian walnut)
Lineage: Eukaryota; Viridiplantae; Streptophyta; Magnoliopsida; Fagales; Juglandaceae
Product: probable importin subunit beta-4
Exons: 8
Coding region: 1056-1781 (241 amino acids)
Biological process (GO): protein import into nucleus
Cellular component (GO): cytoplasm; nucleus
Molecular function (GO): nuclear import signal receptor activity
Source: RefSeq, a predicted model, not a curated record
UUUAAGAUGAAUUUUUUUUCCAAACAAGCCCUGAAUAUGGAGAUGGGUAUUAUUUAUUUGGAUUUUAAGUCUUGAUGCUGUGAAUUGUAUAUGGUGGUGUUUGGUUUAUCGAAUUGGGUGCGAAUAAUCUUUUCUGAUUAGACAUUGGCAGUUCGAUUGAAAUUUUAGUUUUUAAGAUAAAGUCAGAAUUCAGAAUUUUGAAUUUCAUAAAUUUGAGUUUCUGAUUAAGUUUAGAAUAAUUAAGUAGAGUUAGUUACUCCAUUUGUUUGAUCAGGAAAGUCGAGGAUGUGAGAGAAACUUAAAAAUUGGGGAUUUAUGUCCUUUUUAACUGUGCUGUAUACAGAAAUUUGGCUAAGUUGAGAUUUUUUAUGCUAUGAUUAAAGGAUUUAUGUGAUAUCACCGUUGUUGAAUCUUGAUGGGUCCCUGUAGGAGCUUGUUGGUUUUGCAACUAUAUUGAUGCAUUGCAAUUGCCAUUGAUUAUCGGCAAGUCAUAAAUCCACUCUGUUGCGAUCACUGGUUCAAUCGCAUGCUAUAAAGAGAUUUUACCGUGAUGCCCCUUACACCAUAUUCGUGGUUUAUCAUUUAGCAUUCCUUUAUGUCUAAUGUUAUUGUUGAAUAGAACUUUGAGGCUUUGGAGUUUCAUGUUUGGCUGGUGAUAAGCGUUAGAAAACUAAGUUGAAAUGAUGCCAUCCCAUAGUGAAACUUUUUUCAAGCUUCUGGAGACAAAAACUGCUCGAUAUUUCAUUUCAAAUAUCUUUUUUCUCUGAACCUGAACCUCCCUGUAUGUGAUCUAUUCUUUAAAUUUGUCCUUUUUUUUCUUGCACUUUGGGGUUUAUUAAAUUUGAGUAUCUUUCUCUUUCAGCUAGUCAACUGUAUCCAAUAUUUAAUUUAUCAUGUGCAUCUUUGUUUUCAUUUUGUAUUUUGAUGAUGAUCUCAUUGAUUGUGCCACUGCAGCCCACCAUGAGAUGAGCAAGUGCAAAUGUAGUGAGCAUCAUCGCAAAGCUGUUCCUGCUGGAGAUUGAUCAUUGGCCUGAUUUGCUGCCCUUUUUGUUCCAAUGAAGUCAGAGUGCGCAAGAAGACCACAGAGAAAUAUCCUAAUAGCGGCACAGACAAUCUUCCAGAGCCAAAAUGAAGGAACAGAGAAAUUGAAAGAAGUUUUUGAUAUGCCUCAGCUUGUUGACACUACUUUGUUUUUGCUCCAAGAGGAAUCGGCUUGUCAGCAGACAGAAUCUGACAGUGACAUUGAUGAUGAUGAUACUCAACAUGAUAAAGAGCUUAUGGAUGCAGUUUCUGUUCUUCUUCCUGCAUUUGCUAAGUCCAUGGGUUCUCAUUUUGCACCCAUAUUUGCAAAGCUAUAUGAUCCCUUAAUGAAAUUCGAUAGAGCUUCACGCCCUCCGCAAGAACGGGAAAUGGUGGUUGCUUGCCUUGCAGAAGUUGCUCAAGAAUAUGUGGCCUAUUUUGGAAACCUCACUCCAUACAUUUCAGAGAGUGAUGCCAUUGUGGCGAGGAUGAUAAUGGCGCAUCCUGAGCACGUCCCCUUAAAUCAGGUCCUUCCUGUUUUCUUAAAAGUUCUUCCCUUGAAAGAGGAUCAUGAAGAGUCCAUGGCAGUCUAUAGUUGUAUAUCUACUCUUGUUUUAUCAACAAAUCCUCUGGUUGUUGUAGCUCUGCUAGCUGCUUCCGGUGCCUUCUCCGUUUUUCAUCUGUGGGGACGCCUAUUUUCUUCCAAGAUUCACACCGUGCAGACGUAUGUGUAUCUUUUAUUUAUAGAAAUGAUUGUAUAAAUUUGAA